AACAAUCUCUCUAUCUCUUUCUUUCUCUCAUUUCUAGAGAGAGAGACUCAAAAAUCUCAGGAGAGAGAAACACGGAUUUAAAUCACAUUAUAGAGAGAAGCACAGAUUUAAGCCACAUUAUAGGGAGAGAAACGCAGAUUUAAAUCACAGUGUAGAGAGAGAAACCGAACAAAGGCAUUUUCAAGUUCACUCUUUCUCUCCACGCUACUUUAUCUCUCUGAAAUCUCCUUGAUUUGCAGCCCUAGAGCUUUUCCGAUCCCGAAAUUUGAGGUUUCGGUGGACUCGGAUGUGAAGGACCUUCCCAGAUCCGUCAUGGCCGAGAUUUCCGGCGACAUAGCGAGUGUUUCUCCGGCGGAGCUGAGCUACAGCGAGAACGGCGGCAAUGGUGGCCGGCCGCCGGCGAAUGAGGCGGUGUAUGUGGUAUCCACUCCUCCGCUGACGGUAUCGCAAUCCUUCAAGGAGGGGAAGGGGAGUUCCAGGAGGAGGGCGUCGGUGCGCCCCAGCUUGGAUGCGGAUGAGUUCAUAAACCUUUUGCACGGGUCGGAUCCGGUGAAAGUUGAGUUGAAUCGGUUGGAGAAUGAAGUCAGAGAUAAGGAUCGAGAAUUGGGGGAAGCACAAGCGGAGAUCAAGGCUUUAAGGUUUUCGGAACGUCUUAGAGAAAAGGCCGUCGAAGAGAUUACGGAAGAACUGUCAAAGGUGGAGGAGAAGCUUAAGUUAACAGAAUCUCUUCUAGAAAGCAAGAAUCUCGAGAUCAAGAAAAUCAAUGAUGAAAAGAAGGCCUCCAUGGCUGCUCAAUUUGCAGCAGAAGCCACUCUUAGAAGGGUUCAUGCUGCGCAGAAGGAUGACGAUAUGCCUCCCAUUGAAGCGAUUCUUGCACCGUUGGAGGCUGAGCUCAAGCUUGCUCGACAGGAGAUAGCAAAGCUGCAGGAUGACAACAAAGCACUAGAUCGCCUUACCAAAUCAAAAGAAGCAGCUUUACUUGAAGCUGAGAGGACUGUUCAGGUUGCAUUGGCAAAGGCCUCUAUGGUGGAUGAUCUUCAGAAUAAGAACCAAGAGCUGAUGAAACAAAUAGAAAUUUGCCAGGAAGAAAAUAAAAUUUUGGAUAAGAUGCAUCGCCAAAAGGUUGCAGAGGUCGAAAAACUAACCCAAACUGUAAGGGAGCUUGAAGAGGCUGUUCUGGCUGGUGGUGCAGCUGCAAAUGCUGUCAGAGAUUACCAACGGAAAGUUCAAGAGAUGAAUGAGGAAAGAAAAACCCUUGACAGGGAGCUGGCCCGUGCAAAGGUAACUGCAAACAGGGUGGCAGUAGUUGUAGCAAAUGAAUGGAAAGAUGCUAAUGACAAGGUGAUGCCCGUAAAACAAUGGCUAGAGGAACGGCGAUUCUUGCAAGGGGAAAUGCAGCAACUCAGGGACAAGCUUGCUAUAACGGAAAGAACUGCAAAAUCUGAAGCACAAUUGAAAGAAAAAUAUCACCUGCGGCUCAAAGUUAUUGAAGAGAGUUUGAGAGGAUCUUCAAACAGUAACAAUCGUUCUACACCAGAGGUAAGAAGUGUGAGCAAUGGGCCUUCCCGUCGCCAGUCUCUGGGUGGAGCUGAUAACAUCUCCAAAUUUAUCCCCAAUGGCUUUUUAUCCAAGAGAACACCAACUUCUCAGUUGAGAUCAUCUCUGUCCUCUGGCAGCAGUUCGGUGUUGAGACAUGCUAAAGGGACAUCAAAAUCAUUUGAUGGUGGCACAAGGUCAUUAGACAGGGGCAAAGUUCUCUUAAAUGGAACACUGCCAAAUUAUGCACUCAACCAAUCUUGUGAUGCAACCAAGGAUAUUGAGGUGCAUGAUGCAUGGAAGGGAAAUUCGGAUGAAAAACCUAAUGAGUUUCCAGUAGUGGACACAGAGGAUAGUGUCCCAGGGGUGUUAUAUGAUAUGCUGCAAAAAGAGGUCGUUUCUUUGAGGAAAGCUGGUCAUGAAAAAGAUCAAAGCCUCAAAGAUAAGGAUGAUGCUAUUGAGAUGCUAGCUAAGAAGGUAGAUACAUUAACCAAGGCAAUGGAAGUUGAGGCUAAGAAGAUGAGAAGGGAAGUUGCUGCCAUGGAGAAGGAGGUAGCUGCCAUGCGUGUGGAGAAAGAUCAUGAAAAUAGGGCCAAGAGAUUUGGCAGUUCCAAGGGACCUGUGUCUAACACUCAGCUGCUUCCUGGGAGAAACAUAGCACGAGGAGGAUUAACAAGGAGCACGCAAUAGCAAGAAGUCCCAUUUGCAGAAGCAGGAGUAAAUCUGCAUAGGGCAUGUUCUUUGGUUGUUCCUUUACACUCCUAUUUUUUUUUACUCUUUUGUGAUUGAUUAUAAGAUAUAACUCGCAUGCCGGUGACCCUGUGUUCAAUGGGGUUUAGAAAGAGAGUAAAAUGUCAAAAAUGAGCAAGCUAAGGACGAAAUCGGUGUGUGCUUCUGACUUAGACUGGAUGCCAUCCUGUGCUUAGAAAUCAACAAAAAAGAAAAAAAGGAAGAUAUUGAAGUUGGGCUAACCUUUUGGGAGUUUUUGUUUGAGUGGCAGUGGUUGUGUGUUUGUUGUAUAGGUAGCUUAUUGGUCUUUUCUUUGAUCCCUCUCGUUUUUUACCCUACUUCUCAGUUUAAAUUUGUAAUCUGCAGCUAGUGUGAUUGUUGUUGGUUCAGGUUUGUUAAUAUUCUUGUAAUGAGAUCAAGAUUAGAGUUUCUAUGGUUGUGUUAUCAUCUAGUUGUUGGU
Messenger RNA from Vitis riparia (riverbank grape), 2725 nucleotides. Its product is annotated as microtubule-associated protein 70-2-like. Gene Ontology annotation, molecular function: microtubule binding. Lineage: Eukaryota; Viridiplantae; Streptophyta; Magnoliopsida; Vitales; Vitaceae. Gene Ontology annotation, biological process: cytoskeleton organization. The transcript has 11 exons. The coding region runs from base 313 to 2226 and encodes 637 amino acids. The record is from RefSeq and is a predicted model, not a curated record.